AUCCUAUCCUGAUAUUUUUAUUAACCAAUAAAGCGUCUCUGAUACAGACUUACAGAGACCACGUGACAAAGGCGCUUCCGGUUUCCGGACAUGAGAUUCAACUAAAAGAGUAUUUUUAAUAGACUUGGGUCCCCGCUGGAUAGCAUUUGAGUAGGCUUCUUGCACAGCAUGGGAGACGCGCAUUUUCCACAUCUGGUAGUUAACGUUGUUUCCCUAUGAAGGGUUCUGGAAGGCACUACAUGUGAUCUGUGCUUGAUAAAUAUGGACCAGUCUUCGACCGCACCAGUUGGCUUAUGCCCAGAUAUGUGUCCUAGAAAAGAGAGGCAAGAGCGGGAGAGACAAGGGCUGCUGCACCAUUUUGAGACAACAGAUGGGCAGAGAGCAAGAAGGGGACGCAGAGGAAAAGCAAGCAUGUGUGCUGAUCCAGCUAAGACUGUUAAGGAGUACAGCCGACCUGCUGCAGGAAAGGAGCUCUCUUCUCCAUAUGAUAUCCGACCUCCUGCUGUCUUGCUGAAAACAGUGCGUUACUUGUUGAUGAAGGUGUGGGAUUCUGUUAAUGAGAUGGAUUCAGUUAAUCUCUCCGAGGCUUACUGCUUUGUGUUUGACCGGCUACGAGCUGUCAGACAAGAUAUGACUGUGCAGAGGGUCCGGGGACAAUUAGGAGCUGUUGUGUUGGAGGAGAGCCUGGGGUUCUUGCUCUGUGCCCCGUACCUUGUGAGGCAUUUGCCUGUCGAAAGCUACGAUGAAGUUUUACAUGCAACCCAAGUGCGGGAGAGCUUCGCUGAACUAAUGGAAUGCUACAAAGAGGAUGUACGGCAUCCCAGGGAAGCUGAAUUUCAGGCUUUGCUUCUGCUUUAUGAUCUUGGCAACCUGGAUACCAUGAACAGGGCCCUGAAACUCCACCAUCGAAUUGGUGAUGCCCCACAGGUGCGCCUAGCAAUGGAUGUGAACCGGGCCUACCUAGAGUGCAACUGGGUACGACUGUUCCGUCUGUUACAUCGGCUUGACUGCUUACAGUCUUGUGCUUUCUAUCGCCAUCUAACUACCUGCCGGGACAAGAAUCUGCGAAUGCUAAUUCAUGCAUACAGCAGCAAGAACUGCCGCUUCCCCCUGGAUCUCCUUGCUAGGCUAAUGGCAGUGGAUAGCCAGGAGACUGUUGCUGAAAUGUGUAGGAGGAGAGGACUGUCCCUGGCUCCUGGUGGCCAACUGGCAGUGGUCUUUCUUAAAUCUUCAUUUAAGGACGUGGUCCCAGAAAUUCAUGGGAGAGAGAUUUUGCUUGUGGAGCGGAAAAAAAGAGAACAAACUUGGGCUGGGGUUAUGAUGGGAGAAGAGGAGACAAUGCCACUAGCUCACUCUCCUGAGGAACUGCAACAUGAAUGGCAUUGAGAUUUUAUUGUGAUAUGUCUGAUAUGUUGGCUACACACUGGUUCUUCUUUCACUUUGAGAGAUUUCUGAGCAAAUCGUAUGAAGAUUUUUGCAUGCGUGUUCUCUUAGGGUGAUUGAUUUAACUAAACCAAUGGUGUUUAAAAUAAAUAAAAGCAGAUGUCCCAAAAAGUGCACAUACCAAGUCAUUUGCCGGUUCAAAAAAAUGUAAUUCUUUGUGAACCAAUUCAAACAGUUCUGAAACAGUCAGGGAUAACAGGAAAGGCAGUGAGAUUUUUAUGUCUGGCGCUCAUAAUUAUUUUAAAAAGAUAUAUACAAUGUAUUGAUAACUAUUGCGUAUUUUGUGUUUUUAUGAUUCUGAGAGACUGUUAGGGUG
Molecule: messenger RNA, 1759 nt
Organism: Xenopus tropicalis (tropical clawed frog)
Lineage: Eukaryota; Metazoa; Chordata; Amphibia; Anura; Pipidae
Gene: sac3d1
Product: SAC3 domain containing 1
Exons: 3
Coding region: 262-1386 (374 amino acids)
Source: RefSeq, a predicted model, not a curated record